AUUAGUCUAAAAUAGCUCAGUUCUGCUUGGCGUGUGUACGAAGUAGAACAAGGCGUGUGAUAAAGAGCACGCCCAAGUUUCGUAUGGCGUGUGCGGAGGCGUGCGGGUGAGAUCGCACUCCAUUCAUGACCAAAACUGGGUCAUGUAACUCCUGCAUUAUUUUUGUAUUUCUUUUCAUGAUGAACCUUCUUUUCUCACCAUAUGCAGAAGUUUGAGCAUUGAGUUGUGUAAAGUUUGUCUAAAUCAAGUCCAAACUAUGUCUAAGAUAAAUACAUAUGUUAAAACAUUUCGACAGUAACAUUGUUUAAAUUACCUUCUAUUUUCAAACCUUACAGGAUCUUCCCACAUAUUAUUGGUUUAUUGUUUAAUGUGCAUUAAUAUGUUCCUGACCCCAGAAUUAGUUACUUUUGUACCUAGAAAGGCAUGUCAUGUGACAAGACAUGUGUGAAGUCAUUAUUUGGUAGCAAUUCAGGGAAGAUAUUAAAACUUUGUUUUUAAUAGGUUACGUUGAAAGUGACUUUUUGUUUUAUUUUCAUUAUGUAUGUUACUAAUUAAUCUUUUGUUGACUGUUUUAAUUGUGGAGAUGUUUUAUAUUUUGUAGGUAAACUAUGUAAGUAAUUAAACAAUAAAGUUAUAUUCAUGAUCUAUGUAUAUCAAAAUGAGAAUAGAGGCUGCAAUUUUGUUGGUAGUUCUAUCAACUGGAGUAUAUUCCAAAGACCCAUUAGCUUUCGUAGCAUCACCAUUUCCACAAAAUCGUCUAUUCGUUUACAAGAGAGGCCGAAUAAACAUAUCGUGUCAAAGCAAUGAUAAAUUAGCAAAUGUAACAUUAACUAUGAACCCUAAAUUAGAUAAGUACAAUUUUAAACAAUAUGGUCAAGACUUUGUUUUGGAAGAAGCUACUAUUCAUGAUAUAUCAGAAUACUCAUGCCAUGCUACAAAUGGCAAUGAAAGCAUAUCUAUGACACUUGGUGAUUUACUUGUAAGCAGACUUGCUUGUAGAGAGAAUUUGUUCCUACGUGAGAAAUUGAAAAUUAUAAAACAAAAGAUAUUAAUGUUUGAAAAAAAUGAAAAUAUUUCCAUUAAUUGCUUGGCAGAAGGUGUUUCUGGUCAACGCUCUCACCCUCUUUCAUGGUGGAGGGAAAACAAGAAAUUUCCCUCUAACAAACAGCGCCAUCAAUUAAAAAAUAAUACAUUGCACGAUGUUGAAAAGUUAAAUAUUCCUUCCGCACAGAGCAAAGAUGCUGGAUUGUAUAGCUGUGUUCGUAAUGUAUCAGGAUGCAAAGACUCUGAUGUAACAAAAGUAUCUGUUGAAUUGAAAUGGAUAGAACCAUUUAAGGCGAAAUUUCUUAACUUUUCUACAACUGGCAGAGCAACAGUUGGUUCAAAUUACACCCUUUCAUGCAUUGUAAAUGCUUCUCCCACUCCAAAUAUGUUCUGGUCUGUUGGAAAUAAAGUCAUCAAUUCCUGCAAUUACCAGAGAUCGUGUUUUCUAAGGUUAACCCAUGUCACCAAGAAAGAUGAAGCAACAUAUUCAUGUACUGCUAAAAAUACUGAAGGGAUUGUAAAAGAUGUUCAUAAAUUGAGCAUCUUAGUUUUGCCUGUUAUUAAAGAAAGCGAAUACAAUGCUAGCAAAGGAAGAAUUUUAACUUGCAAAGUUAUAAAAGGUGACCCUAAGCCAUUUGUGUAUUGGGAAAAAAGUGUGGCAUGUCCUCCGAAUGAAAACUGCAAGACAAAGUGGGCAAAUUUAUCAGCUGACACGUCCUAUGAAAUGGUGAACAACAACGUGAAGGGAACAUACGAGUUAAAAUCGCUAGACAUUAGUGACCACGGUACAUUUCGUUGUGUUGCUGUGAAUGUUGCUGGCAAAAAUUAUGCUCAAUUGAUUCUACGUAAAGGUCUAGCAAAUAGUGCUAGCAACGAAUCAAAAAGUCCUGUUGUAGGGAUAGUGCUUGGCCUGCUUUUUAUAUUUCUUUUCUUUUUUGUUAUAUUUUUGUGCUACCGAAAGUACAUGUUGAAGAAAUACGCCUUAUAUAUGGCUCCUGAUCCAAAAUUUCAUAUUGAUCCUGAUCGCACGUUAUUUGAACAAAGCAUUGAACUCCCCUAUGACCCUGAAUGGGAAUUCCCCAGAGAACGUUUGGAGUUGAUCCGCAAUUUAGGAUCUGGUGCUUUUGGUCAAGUUUGGUUAGCACAUGCGAAAGGUAUAUUAGCACUGAGCCCGAGAGAUAAAGACACCAUGGCUAUACGGAGGAGAACAAGAUUGAGAUUAAAUAAGAAAGUUCCGAAGACAUUGUUGAACUGUUUCCUUGACGACGACCUUUGCGAGCAAAGUGUAUUUGUUGCAGUCAAGACUUUAAAAGCGAAUCCUUCUGAUGUGGAAUACAAGGAUCUCGCAUCCGAAAUCAAAGUUUUGAUUCAUCUUGGUAACCAUGACAACAUUGUAAAUAUUCUCGGCGCAUGUACGCGGGGCGGUAAUCUCGGUGCUAUUAUGGAUUUUUGUCCCCAUGGAAACUUGGUGCACUUCUUAAGAGAUAGAAGAGAUAUAUUUUCGUUGCAAUGGGCGAAACAGGCUGAUAGUUAUGAAGAAGACUUUUGUUUUUUUGAUGCUGCUCAUGUAGCCCUACAAAUCGCGAGAGGGAUGGCUUUUCUAUCAGAAAAGAAGGUUGUUCAUCGAGAUUUAGCUGCUCGAAACGUCCUGGUUGGAUCGGAUUACGUCAUCAAGAUAGCGGAUUUCGGACUAGCUCGAGAUAUAUAUUUAACAGAUUUUUAUUUAAAAGAAAGCAGCGGAAUGCUACCUGUUAAAUGGAUGGCUCCAGAAUCAUUGUUUGAUAAAUUGUACACAGUAAAAAGUGAUGUAUGGUCUUUUGGCAUCGUUUUAUGGGAAAUCUGCACCAUGGGUGGUUCUCCGUACCCUGGGUUACCAAUGGAGAAUCUAUUUGAAUAUUUACAAGCUGGACACAGAAUGGAAAAACCGGCAACAUGUCCGGAUGAACUCUACAAUAUUAUGAUCCAAUGCUGGAAAGAGAAUCGAUGCGAGAGACCGUUUUUUCAUGAACUCACUUCGCAACUGGAAAAUAUCAUCCAAAGCAAAAUCGUGAUUACGAACAAUCUGGCAACUUUUGAAAGGUUAAAGAGCUGUUCUGAUGAAACUGAUUAUUUAGUUCCAAAAUCACCUGCAAAAAAGAAAAAAGGGUCCUUAGAUACAAUGCUUAAUAUGAAAGGGUUAUUCCCAGUGGCAAUGUAUCGUAAGAAGUCUGCCGGUAACAUCGUCAAUUUCCCUCCUAUGGAAGAAACAGUGAAAAAAGAAGAGGAAGAACAAAGUGAUCCUGUUUGUGAAAAUAGAUAUGUUGAUCUUCGUACACCUACGCAAGAUGAAAAUAAAAACGACAACCUAGCAGACUGGAUGAAACCUUUUAGUACCUGACAAAUCAAAAGACUGGUUGUAUAUGCACCAAUUAGGGAUUGAAUGGAUGCGUAUGGGACUUUUGGAAGUUCAGUUAAAAACAAAAUCUAUAAUCGAGGACCCGUCUUGAUACGACAGAAUUGAGAAUGUUUUUACACACAAUUUAUUUAACACGACAGAAUCCCGACAAGCUGGAAAGCUUGAUUACAACAGAGAUUCCUGUCCGUUAAAAAGAAAACAGAUGUUUACUCGUGUCCUAAUGACAGGUGUGGCUACACCCCUGUGUGCAACUUGUACACUAAGUGUUCUUGCAAUAGGUGUUUUAUACCUCUUUUCUAAAGCUUUUUCUAUUGUCGCUCAAAAUUAUGACCGCUAAAAAAUUUAGGUAUUUCUUGUAACUAUGGUGAUAAAACUCCGUGUGAAUAAGACUAUCACGUGUUACCCAACAUGCAGCAUCGUGUUGCACAGUGGAAUCUGUCUAAAGCUUAUCUUAUUGGUGCAAAAAAAUGACCGUCCCAUACAGGUGUGCGCCUUACAGAGAUUUUAUUAAAUGUUUGAUCUGAAAUGAAGUAAUCUGUUCCAACUGUUGGUGACCGCUAUAUGUACCCGCUGUAGACAGAUUUCACGGCAUAUCUUUCUUGUUAGAUCAGUUUUUGUAUCGUUUUUGUACUUUCAAAAUGAUAGCUUUUUUAAAAUGGUAGCUUUGUUGACAGUAUUCUUGUACGUACAUACUUUCUUAUUUAUCGGUUCAGUUCUUAUGUUCUAAAUUUUUAGGACAAUGUAAAUAUAGUUUUAUGUCAACCGAGAAUUGUUGUUUCUUUUUUAAUUAUUUUUUAUACUUUUUUACUCGUGUAAAUAUUACUUUAUUAUUUUUAACAUGAUUGUAAUUACUUGAUUCUAAAUUUUUCACUUGGCUUUUAUUGUAGAUUUUGUACUUGUUGCAAGAAUUUCUAAACCUUAAAUGUUAAAAAUUUAAUUUCUAUUUAUCACAGGUUGUUCAAAAAAGUUUCUGUUCAUUCUUCAGUCAAUUACCUGUGAUAGAGUUUGGCUACUCCUUAAGUUGGAUUUCCACUUAAAAUGCAACGGAUUUUUUUGUUUUUUUCUAGAAGCCUCAAAUACUGAUUGUCUUUAAGUAUAUGUCUAAUUUUUAAUAAUUUUAAAAUGAUUCUUUGUACUGUUUUUAUGUUUUAUAGCAUGUAAUAAUUUUUGUCUGUACCUGUGAAUAGGUGAAUCGUUACAUACACAUAUAUGAAAUAUUGAAUGAUUUC
Hydractinia symbiolongicarpus is the source of this 4668-nucleotide messenger RNA. RefSeq names its product platelet-derived growth factor receptor alpha-like. The coding region runs from base 647 to 3421 and encodes 924 amino acids. Gene Ontology annotation, biological process: cell surface receptor protein tyrosine kinase signaling pathway; multicellular organism development; positive regulation of kinase activity. The record is from RefSeq and is a predicted model, not a curated record. Gene Ontology annotation, cellular component: signaling receptor complex. Gene Ontology annotation, molecular function: ATP binding; transmembrane receptor protein tyrosine kinase activity. Lineage: Eukaryota; Metazoa; Cnidaria; Hydrozoa; Anthoathecata; Hydractiniidae. The transcript is spliced from 12 exons.